AUGGGAUGGAUAUUUAACAGUUUGUUUUUUGUUUUCUUUUUUUUCUUUUUCUUUUUUGUUCAUUUUUUAGUUUGUUCUUUUUGUUUAUUUUUUAGUUUGUUGUUUUUGUUCAUAUUUUUACUUCUUUUUUGUUCUUUUUUCCCUUUUUUAUUCUUUUUCUUUCUUUUCCUUCUUUAUUUCCCUUUCUUUUUCUUCCUUUUUUCUUUUUCUUCCUUUUCUUUCUCUUUUCUUUUUUCUUUUUCUUCCUUUUCUUUUCCUUUUCUUCCUUUUCCUUUUCCUUUUUCUUUUCCUUUUCCUUUUCUUUUCCUCUUCUCUUUUCUUUUUUCCUUUUCUUUUUUUCCUUUUCUCUUUUCUUUUUUUCCUUUUCUCUUUUCUUUUUUCCUUUUCUCUUUUCUUUUUUCCUUUUCUCUUUUCUUUUUUCCUUUUCUCUUUUCUUUUUUCCUUUUCUCUUUUCUUUUUUCCUUUUCUCUUUUCUUUUUUCCUUUUCUCUUUUCUUUUUUCCUUUUCUCUUUUUCUUUUUCCUUUUUCUUUUCUUUUUCCUUUUCUCUUUUCUUUUUUCCUUUUCUCUUUUCUUUUUUCCUUUUCUCUUUUCUUUUUUCCUUUUCUCUUUUCUUUUUUCCUUUUCUCUUUUCUUUUUUCCUUUUCUUUUUUGUUCUCAUUCUUUCUUCCUCUUUUUUUCUUCAGUUUUCUCUUUGUUCUCUCUUUUUUUCUUCAGUUUUUUUUUGUUUUUUUUUUUUUCAUAUUUCCUUUUAUUUUUAUUUUGUUCUCUUUUAUUCUUAUUUGGAACAAUCAAAAAACAAAAAGAAUUUUUCCCCCCUUUAUUUUUAUUAG
Messenger RNA from Acanthosepion pharaonis, 831 nucleotides. NCBI's taxonomy places the organism in Eukaryota, Metazoa, Mollusca, Cephalopoda, Sepiida, Sepiidae. The record is from the annotation of a GenBank genome assembly.